This is a messenger RNA of Salvia splendens (bonfire salvia), 888 nucleotides long. RefSeq names its product polyubiquitin 11. Bases 88 to 780 code for a protein of 230 amino acids. The record is from RefSeq and is a predicted model, not a curated record. The transcript has a single exon. Gene Ontology annotation, molecular function: protein binding. Lineage: Eukaryota; Viridiplantae; Streptophyta; Magnoliopsida; Lamiales; Lamiaceae.
CUUCAGCAAUUCAUAUCAGCAUUUUGCAAUCUCUGACUUUCCCUUCAAACCUCUCUUUAUCACCAAAUUCUCGUAGCAUAUUUGAAAAUGCAGAUUUUCGUGAAAACCCUAACAGGGAAGACCAUUACUCUCGAGGUUGAGAGCUCCGACACAAUCGACAACGUCAAGGCCAAGAUCCAAGAUAAGGAGGGGAUUCCGCCCGAUCAGCAGCGCCUCAUCUUCGCCGGGAAGCAGCUUGAGGACGGCAGAACCCUCGCCGACUACAACAUCCAAAAGGAAUCGACGCUCCAUCUAGUCCUCCGCCUCCGCGGUGGGAUGCAAAUCUUCGUCAAAACCCUAACGGGGAAGACGAUCACCCUCGAGGUCGAGUGCUCCGACACAAUCGACAACGUCAAGUCCAAAAUUCAGGACAAGGAGGGGAUUCCGCCUGAUCAGCAGAGACUCAUCUUCGCCGGAAAGCAGCUUGAAGACGGCAGAACCCUCGCCGACUACAAUAUCCAGAAGGAAUCCACUUUGCACUUGGUUCUGAGGCUUCGCGGUGGGAUGCAGAUCUUCGUGAAAACUCUUACUGGCAAGACGAUCACGCUGGAAGUGGAGAGCUCUGACACUAUCGAUAAUGUGAAGGCGAAGAUUCAAGACAAAGAGGGGAUUCCGCCAGACCAGCAGAGGCUCAUAUUUGCAGGGAAGCAGCUCGAGGAUGGGCGUACCCUCGCUGACUACAAUAUCCAGAAGGAGUCUACUCUGCACCUUGUCCUUCGCCUCCGUGGUGGUGAAUCAUAAUUUAUUACUAUGAUAGCUUGAGAAGUUAGUUUUUGUAAUCAAAAGCUCGGUCUACUGUAAUUACAAGUUUGUGAUAUUCUGUUGGUAUUAAGUAAUCUUGUUUCGUUC